Messenger RNA from Dictyostelium purpureum, 1059 nucleotides. RefSeq lists its product as uncharacterized. Lineage: Eukaryota; Evosea; Eumycetozoa; Dictyosteliales; Dictyosteliaceae. The transcript is spliced from 3 exons. The record is from RefSeq and is a predicted model, not a curated record. The coding region runs from base 1 to 1059 and encodes 352 amino acids.
AUGAAAAAGUAUAUUUUAUUAAUAUUUAUUUCUACAGUUUUAAACUGUUGUUUAGGUGGUCAGUUUUUUGGAAAUAUUUCAAAUGAUCUAAAAAACCUUAAACCAACAUCAAAAGCUUUUGGUUAUUUUCUUAAUUUAGAAAACAUUAAUGAAUUCUACUUUUCAUAUCAAGAUUUUAAUGAAAAUUUUACAUACACCGGUUUGUUUUUAUGGGAUAAAGAUUUACAAUUCGCCGAGUAUGAUCCAGAAUUAAGAACGGUUAGGGAAAUCGAAAUACCAUCAGCUUUAUUAGAUCUUAAAAGCCUAGAUAUUAAAAAUAAGUUUUAUGAUGACGAAUUAAAUUUAUUACUUAUGACCACAGUAAAUAAUUCUAUUUAUGUAUAUAGUUUUGAAAAAAAUUCACAUUAUUCAUUUUAUGUUGAUUUUGAUAAUACAACUGAAUCAACUAGUUUAAAAGAUGCUUAUUAUGAUAUCAAAGAGAAAGUAUUUGUAUUUUCAAAAACAUUGCCAUUGCAAGUAUUUAGAUUAGAUGUUUUAAAAAACACAACUGAAAUGUUUAAUAUCAAAGGUGUAUUUAUUGGUCAAAAUUUAAAAAGCUAUGUGUCAUCUUAUAAAAACCAAUUUGUUUUUUUAGGAAAGAAUGAAACUAAUCCAGUUAUGAUGUUAUACCAAUUCAAUACAAAUACCAAAUCAUUAGAACUUUUAUUCCAAACCGAUAAAAAAGUAAAAUAUAGUAGUAUUAAUUUGGUUAGAGGUUUGAACCCACGUUUUGUUUAUUUCAGUAAUAUUAAUACUAAUGCAGAGGGUUACUUGUUUGAUUUAGAAACAAAAACUAUAGAAUCUUUCAACACAAUUAAAAAAAACCGCCAUUAUGAAUACAGUAUAACAAGCGAAGUUUCUAACGAAUUUUUAACCUCAAUAGUCCCAAAUUUCCGUUAUGUACCUGUAGCUUAUGACUCUUCAUAUUAUUAUGAAUAUGUAAACACCGCAUUAUCGGUCAAUAGUUUUAAUCUUUCAUUAGGAUUUAUUAUAUUACUAUCAUCAUUAUUAUUUAUUUAA